Messenger RNA from Penicillium mononematosum, 2115 nucleotides. RefSeq lists its product as uncharacterized. Bases 1 to 2115 code for a protein of 704 amino acids. The record is from RefSeq and is a predicted model, not a curated record. Lineage: Eukaryota; Fungi; Ascomycota; Eurotiomycetes; Eurotiales; Aspergillaceae. Gene Ontology annotation, molecular function: FAD binding; monooxygenase activity; lyase activity. The transcript has 3 exons.
AUGACGGCCACAGAGGGUACCACCACUCAUGCUUCUGAGGAGGCCAGACCCCUAAAGAUCUUGAUAGUUGGUGCUGGUAUUGGUGGAUUGACCGCAGCCAUUGCACUGCGCAACCACGGCCAUGACAUUCAAAUAUUUGAGCAAUCGCAUCUGGCCACGGAGACCGGGGCAGCCAUUCACCUAGCCCCUAACGCAAAUGGCCUCCUUAGACGUCUGGGAAUUUUUGCAGAACAGUUUGGCGCCAACCUCAUGGAACGACUCACAGAGUAUAGCGCGACGGGAGAAGUGCAGCGAGAGAUGGACCUCAAGGAAGCGAAUAAGAGGUGGCAACAUCCCUGGCUUCUCGCGCACCGAGUUGAUCUCCACCGCAACUUGAAAAGAAUAGCCACAACUGCCACGAAAACCCGCGAUGCAAUCCCUCUUCGAACAGCUUCUCGUGUUGUUCAGGUCGUCGCCGAGACAGCAAGUAUCACGCUAGAGGAUGGCAGCCAGUUCCAUGGCGACGUGGUGUUGGGUGCCGAUGGAGUGCACUCGGUCACCCGGCAUGCCGUGCCUGGGGGCCAGCUCAAGGCAGAGUGCCGGGGCAAAAGCGCAUUUCGUUUCUUGGUCUCCAAGGAGGCUGCCGCAAAUGAUCCUAUCACGGCCAAGCUGGUCCAGCACCCCGGUGAGCUCAGCAUCUGGUAUGGCAACGAUUCACGCAUUAUCAUGUACCCUACUUCGGACAAUACUGUCCUGAACUUCGUAUUGAUCCAUCCGGAAGACGAGUCGGCGGCCGAUUCCGAUAAUUCUUGGGGCCAACAGGGCAACCUGGAGAAGAUGUUGCAGAUUUUCGACGGAUUCGACCCGACCAUUCUUCGACUCCUAGGCAAGGCCGACCCCCAGAGUGUCAAUGUGUGGAAGCUCCUGGACAUGGACAUCGUCCCCCAAUGGCAUCACCACCGUCUAGCUCUGCUCGGAGAUGCGGCCCAUCCGUUCCUGCCGCACCAGGGCCAGGGCGGCGCAGUCGCGAUCGAAGAUGCCAUCUCACUAGCGGUAGUCCUAUCUCCAGGAAUAUCAGCCACUGAGGUGCCUGAACGUCUCAGGCUCUACCAUGAUAUCCGGCACGAGCGAGCCACACGCAUCCAAGGUUUCUCGCGUACCAUUGGCGAAGAUCGUACGGACGACAAGCAGCUGGAUAUAUACGGCUUCACCAAUUUUAACUUCGGACAUGACGAGUGGGAUAAUUCGACUCAAUGUCUUCGUGAGUGGACGUGGAAGCAGAUUCCCGACCCCUACUGGCGCAUGCCUAUCGCCUUUGGCCCAAUGCCCGGACCGCGACAGACCCAUCUCGGUUUACCCCGCGAAGGCACAAACUCGACGUUUACAACGGUGUCAGUCAAGUUCAAGACCUCGCGAACCGUCCUGCAGAAUCUGUUCCCGCCUGGUCGCAAAGGAUGGCGGUUCACAUCUCCAGAUAGCGUUGCAUAUGCCUCCUUCUCCCAGACAACGCUGGACAACAUGGAGUGGCUGGGUGGGACAGGAUACAAGCAUAUUGGCUUGUACGUACACGGGGUUGAGUAUGUCAAGGAGGAUGGCUCGGUAAUUAAGGGCACCUACCUCCCCGUCCUUUUCGAGUCCUUGGCGGACCCCAUCAUUUCAGGCCGGGAGGAACUCGGAAUGCCCAAACUUUAUACCUCCAUCGAUGUAUACCGUCGUUCCAGCUCUUACCGCAUCCGCACCGGGUGGGAAGGGGCCCUCUGGGGUAACUUCUUACUAGAAGACCUGGUAGAAGUGGACCCAUCAACUACCACGGGUGCAUUAAGUGGAGAGGCCGAUGCGGGGAUCCUGACCUACAAGUACCUGCCCAAGAGUGGCCGCGCGAACAAGAAUAUUGCUGCGGAAGAAUAUACCGUCUUCGACCCCUUCUCCAAGGCUGUGCCGCCUCCACGACCACGAAGGGUUUACACGACCAAUAAGGCAAGUAUAGAAGUCGAUGGUUUGGAUUGGCAGCAGCUACCGACGCUCCACCACAUUAUUUCACGGCUCGCAGAAGUCCCCGUGUUCGAGAUUGUGGGGGCAAAAUUGGUGGAAGGGGACGGGGUGCCCGACUGUUCGGGAGCUGCACCGAUUGAGUAG